Otolemur garnettii (small-eared galago) is the source of this 3020-nucleotide messenger RNA. RefSeq names its product acyl-CoA dehydrogenase short/branched chain (gene ACADSB). NCBI's taxonomy places the organism in Eukaryota, Metazoa, Chordata, Mammalia, Primates, Galagidae. Gene Ontology annotation, molecular function: flavin adenine dinucleotide binding; acyl-CoA dehydrogenase activity. The transcript is spliced from 11 exons. The coding region runs from base 29 to 1327 and encodes 432 amino acids. The record is from RefSeq and is a predicted model, not a curated record. Gene Ontology annotation, cellular component: mitochondrion.
GACAGUAGCUUCUCGGCUUGCAGCAGCAAUGGCGGGAUUGGCGGUUAAGCUGCUGCGCGGCAGCUGUCUGCUAAGAAGACAUUUUCCAACUUGCCUGUCUUCUUGGAAGAUUCCUCCUCAUGUCCAAAAAUCUUCCCAGUCAGAAGCUCUGCUCGAGAUGGCAAAUAACAGACUCCCACUUGCCCCACUGCAAACAUUUACAGAUGACGAAAUAAUGAUAAAGAGCUCAGUUAAAAAAUUUGCACAGGAACAAAUUGCUCCUUUGGUUUCAACCAUGGAUGAAAAUUCGAAAAUGGAGAAGUCAGUACUAGAAGGAUUAUUUCAACAAGGGUUGAUGGGUGUUGAAAUUGACACAAAAUAUGGAGGGACGGGAGCUUCAUUUUUUUCCACUAUCCUCGUGAUAGAGGAAUUAGCCAAAGUCGAUGCAGCUGUGGCAAUCUUUUGUGACCUCCAGAACACAAUAAUUAACAAAAUGAUUACAAAACUUGGAACAGAAGAGCAGAAGGCCACCUAUUUACCCAAGCUGGCUACAGAGAUGAUAGGAAGUUUCUGUCUCUCAGAGGCCGGAGCAGGUAGCGACCCGUUUGCUUUGAAAACGAGAGCUGAUAAAAAGGGAAAUUAUUAUGUCAUCAAUGGGUCCAAGAUGUGGAUCUCCAGUGCCGAGUAUGCAGACCUGUUCCUGGUGAUGGCGAAUGUAGACCCCAACAUUGGAUAUAAAGGAAUUACCUGCUUCUUAGUGGAUCGAGAUAGUGCAGGCCUUCGUAUAGGAAGAGCAGAAAACAAAAUGGGGAUCCGAGCGUCUUCCACGUGCCCUUUAACGUUUGAAGAUGUCAAGGUUCCAGAAGCUAAUAUCUUGGGACAAAUCGGCCAUGGCUAUAAGUAUGCCAUCGAGAGUCUCAAUGAAGGUAGAAUAGGAAUAGCUGCACAGAUGCUGGGACUGGCCCAAGGAUGUUUUGACUACACUAUUCCAUAUAUGAAAGAAAGAACACAAUUUGGCAAAAGAAUAUUCGAUUUUCAGGGGCUCCAACACCAAGUGGCUCUCGUGGCCACCCAGCUGGAAGCUGCGCGGUUGCUGACGUACAACGCUGCGAGGCUCGUGGAGGCCGGAAGGCCAUUCAUAAAAGAAGCUUCCAUGGCCAAAUACUAUGCAUCAGAGAUUGCGGGGCUAACUACUAGUAAAUGUAUCGAGUGGAUGGGAGGAGUCGGCUAUACCAAAGAUUACCCUGUGGAAAAAUACUUCCGAGAUGCAAAGAUUGGUACAAUAUAUGAAGGAACUUCCAACAUCCAGCUGAACACCAUCGCGAAGCACAUCGACGUGGAAUACUGACGUCCGCAGGACUGUGACUUCUUCUGGUGUCAUUGCUGUCAGAGUUUUAACUGUUGUGCCUUGCUGGAGCAGUAAACCUCCAGAGCAUUGAAGUGUUUUAUGUGAGCCCUUAGCUGCGGUGCGGGGGGCAAGUCCCUUUAGAUUUUACCUUUUCAGUCUGCUAAGGCACAAGCGAUCGUUUUGUAAACUGGGGAAGACAAGCAGCCAUAUUUUCUUCAAAACUAGUUUUAAAGUUCUAUACAUAUUUAUAAUGUUAGUCUAAUUUCAGAGUGUAGAAAAGUUUCACCUCAUCAGCAUUUGGAAAAAUAAAACCAGCCAAACUACUGAAUUACUUCUAGAAGUAGUUAUUUUACUAAUAUAUUCCUAUUAAAUCUUCAUCUUGUGGCAUCAGUCAGAGAAAUAUGUUAGAGGAGGAAAUUUUUAUUCAUUACUUUCUUCAGAUCUCAGUUGCUAAAUGAGGUAAAAACUGAUUUAAAAACACCUAUUUAGAAAAAUCUAAAACCUAGUUUUAAAUAUGAGAAUGGAUGAAAAAUAAGUAUGUAACUUUGCAAGUCAUAUAAUCAAGAAAACAUUCUUUUAACCAUGUGAAUGCAGCAAUAUAAUUUGUUACAGUGGUUGAUCUUUAUAAAAGAUGCAGUCCCUCAGGAGGUCAUUUUAAAACCAGGUCUCUACAUUAGUUUUCAAGUAUAAGGUUUAAGUAGUUUGGUUUAAGAGUCAGAAAAUACUCAAUACAAUAUUGUAAUAAUAUGCACAGGUUUUUAAUAGUAACAUUUCUUUCUGUAUUUUAAUUGAAACAGUGUUAUUUCCUCAAAUUUGCUUAUUGGGCUUUAUCCUGAACAGUAUCAGAACUUGGCUCUUGGCUGAAAGAUUCUCAAGAGAGAGAUCUCUUGCAUAAAGAAGGGUAUCAAAAAUCUCAUAAGGAAUGGGGAGGGGAGUUGUAGAGCUUGAGAAAGCGUAUUCAAUAUUAAAAUAAUUUUAUAUUUGGGAAGGCAAAAAUAAAUCUGUUGUUUUAUAGUGCAAAUUAUAAAUAGGAAAAAAUUAACAAAAUCUAUAGUUAGGCCCUUCUUCAGUAUUAGGGAGGAAGAGACCCCUGGAGGCACAGAUUCUGAGCCCCUCAGUAGGGAGCCUGGGGACAACAGAAGAGGGGGAUUUUCACAUGUUCCAGACAGUGGACAUGAACAAGGUCCCAAAGCUCAUGCAGUUGCUUUAACACAUUCAUUACUGUUAAAUGGGAAGCAUUUUAGUACUUCAAUGAAACAGUAAUGUUUAUUAAGAAAACCUGAUGUUUUCAAAGUAAUUUUGCCUUGUACUCUCAUUUUUCUUGAAGUGAAUUAAUUUCUACAAUGCAAAUCAUAGUUAAAUAUUCACAAUUGCAUAAAUACAAUCGAGAUAGGAAUUACAUUAAAAUAUUAGAAGAAGUAAGGACCUAUUUAGACCUUGGAGCCAAAGAGAUAACGUCUACUUGACUUUCAAAUAGGGAGAUGAUGAAAACCCACUCAUUUGGUCUUUCAGAAUAAAAAGCCAGUAAUCUGAUAAGAAAAGUAGGAGAUGGAUGAAAUGCCCUACUGGGGCUUUAGACAUCUGUAAUUUCUGUGAUUAUGGGAAAGAGGUGGGCUUGACAGAUAAUGAAGCAGAAGCCGACACUAGUAGGAAGAAUCCCACCUUCUUCCUGUGGAUUUAUAAACACACAAAA